Molecule: messenger RNA, 996 nt
Organism: Pomacea canaliculata
Lineage: Eukaryota; Metazoa; Mollusca; Gastropoda; Architaenioglossa; Ampullariidae
Exons: 5
Coding region: 74-514 (146 amino acids)
Molecular function (GO): calcium ion binding
Source: RefSeq, a predicted model, not a curated record
AAACUGGACAUAUCUAAUGUCAGCCUGUCUAACAUUAACACUUCAAUAUUUAGAUUAACCUUCUUAGUUCAAAAUGAACAUCCUCAUCCUCUUUGGUCUUCUUGCUGUUGCGCUUGGACAACACUCAUCUUUUUUCAGCUUAGACCCCGAAGCUAUUCGCCAAGGGUUCAUUUCAAUUGACAUGAACCAUGAUGAUGUUGUGACGCUUGAUGACCAACUCGAAUGGAUCAGAAAAUACGACCUGAAUGGCGAUGGUUUUUUGAACUAUAAAGAAUAUAAACUAAGUCAACCCAAAAAUACUCCUACAAGAAUCCUCAAAGGACAAUUCAAGUACUUCGACAAACUGGAUGGUGAGACAGACGACAGACUUUCUACCCCGGGUGCUCCUCGUUUGAGAAACAUCUUUGACUCUAAUAAGGACGGCGUAGUCACACUUGAAGAAUUUACACAGAACAUGCCGCAGGUUAAUGACGGCAUUAUUAAGGAGAUGAAUGCCUUAGCUGUGGUUGGCUAAGCUUAAACUUGGAAGAAAUUUAAAAUACUGAUUCCAGAGGUAUUGAAUCUUUUGUUUAUUUAUGACACAUUAAAACAAGCACAGACACUAUUACCAUGGUGACGAUGUCAUCCAUUUAUUUUCACUGUAUACACUGAAAGUGGUUCACCAGACCGGAUAUUUUACCUGGUGUCUGUAGACACAAUAAUUUGUAAAUUCUUUUUGUGUUAAAAGGUUCACGAUCCAGGGUAUUUUUCACCUUAAUUAAAAAAGAUGUUUUUCUUUUCUGUACUGAUAGGUAUACUAUGCUGUUCUGAACUUGUACCGCCAUUCACUCCUGCCGACUGAGUUUACAACAAGCUACUAUCAACAAACACAAUUAGUCUCAGCCGUUUAAUCUGUCUUUGUAAUACUCAACACAGAGAAUACAAUACAGUGAUUUCCUGCCUUAUUCUUGUAUUGUAUGUAAUGUACUAAAGGAAUUAUAAAGAUUCUGCAAGAAA